AAAUACUGUGUUUGUAAAAGCUAAAAGACAUUUGUACACUCUUGUUCUUCACAUCCCUUCACGAUGGCUUUUUUUCUUGUGUUACUCAAAAGAGUAAUAUUAAUAACAUGUGUUCUACUGAUUUCUGUCUAUCAAGGAACCUCUAGGCCAAUGUUCAUGGUGACAUUUCCAGGUGUUAUAAGAUCAGGCUCUGAAGCUAAACUAUGUGUAAGCCUUCUGAAACCAGAAGAAAAUUUGCAGCUUACUAUUUCUCUGGUUUACUUUAACCAGAAGAGAACACUUCUACAGGAGAGGACUGAGAAGGAAUUCCACCACUGCCUUGACUUUCAGGCUCCUAAGUCUGAUUCAGUGCAGGAGAUCCAAGUGGAAGCUCAAGGGAAAAACACUCAAACGAUUGAAAAGAGAAAAGUCAAAUUCAUGUCAUAUAAUCCACUUACAAUAAUUCAAACAGAUAAACAAAUCUACAAUCCUGGACAAACUGUUCAGUUCAGGAUUUUCACAGUGGACCUAAAUUUUAAACCAGUUGAUGAAACAUACAAACUCAUAACAGUGCAGGAUAAUCGAAUGAACCGGAUUAAUCAGUGGAUUAAUGCCACAUCAACCCAUGGCAAGAUUCUGCAACUAUCCCAUAUGUUGAAUCAAGAGGCACCUGUUGGUUCAUAUGAGCUUUUUGUAGAGACUAGCAAACAAACAAUUACAAAAAAAAUUCUUGUUAAGGAGUAUGUUCUUCCGAAAUUUGAAGUGAAAUUAUACAAGCCGAAGACAGUGAGAGCGAAUGAAGAGGAAGUAAAGCUGGGGGUAUGUGGGAGAUACACCCAUGGACAUCCUGUACAAGGUAGUGUGAAGAUGGGACUCUGCAAAACCGUUCCAUUUUAUGCCCCUCAGUAUCAAACUCCACUCUGUGUUAAUAGGUCAGCAUUACUGAAUGAGACUGGCUGUGUCUCCGAGAUGUUUCCCAUGUCAGGCUUUAUCAAAAGAUCGGAGAUGUAUAACAGGGAACAGUCUCUUGAUUUUACUGCAUCAGUAACUGAGGAGGGAACAGACAUCUCUAUGGAAAAGAAUGAAAAUAUGAUUUUGACCUAUACUAUUGGUAGCAUCAAAUUCAUUAACCUGCCAGAGUUCUUUGAAAAAGGAUCAGUCAUACAAGCAAAGUUUAAAGUUGAGCUCUCCAAAGGAACCCCAAUUCCUUACUUUAAGGUUGUUGUUCAUCAUGGCCUGUCUAUUCCUCAAGAAAUUACCACAGACAUCAAUGGGUUGGCCCAUUUCACAAUUAAUACAUCCCUUACAAUAACUACAUAUAUGCAUGUAUCGGCACAUGCUUCAUCAAACAGUCAGUUUAGUUCUUCAUACCAUUUUGAUUCUGCACGCAAAACUCUGCAAAUAAAACCCAAAGAAGGCCCAGAAAAAGUGAGUCAGCUGGUUAUAAAGGCUCUAGAGGAACCGCUGAAAUGUGAGGAGGAGAUCUCAAUAACCGUGCAGUACACUAUUGCUGGAGAGACUGUUGAAAGUGGUUCUGUUACCAUAGUCUACCUGGUUUCAUCCAGAGAAGAGAUAGUACAACAAGGCUAUGAAAAUGUUAAGGUGAAAAGCUCUGAUGGAGUGGUGGAGGGAGAAGUGAUGUUUAAAGUCCCUGUUCAUGUCCGGAUGGCUCCUAAGAUGGAGUUUCUUGCGUACUGUGUGCUGCCCAGUGAAACUGUACUAGCUGCUUCCAGAACAUUUCAAACUGAGAAAUGCUUUGAAAACAAGGUGUCACUGCGGUUUUCUCCGAGUACAGCUGUCCCUGGUGAAGAAAACAUUCUCCAGAUCUCAGCUCAGCCUGGUUCACUGUGUGGACUUAGUGCUGUAGAUCAGAGCGUCCGGAUUCUAGAGUCCGGAAAACAUCUAGAUGCUGAAAAAAUUUUUAAGCUGUUGCCAAUCAGGCUUUUUCCAAAUAACAUUGAAGACGAAGAGGAUUGUUUAAAUAUUAGAUCCAUAAGAAAGCCCCGGUAUCUCCCUCCUUCACCUCCCUAUAGUUCAUAUAGACGGUUAUCCCCAUACUAUGACCUUUCAGAGAGGACAGCAGAUGCUGUCUAUAAUACAUUCAGGAACAUGGGGCUGAAGGUGGCAACAAAUUUGAUCAUUAGAAUGCCGUCUUGUAUUAAAAUCAAAGAUGUAGUUUAUCACAGAAUGGAAAUGUGCAACAGAUAUGGUUUUAUGGAUUUUGGUUGCCCUCAAGUUGAAGGUUUGCCAGGUCUGCCGGGUCCCAUGGGUCCCAUGGGUCCGCCAGGUCAGCCGGGUCCAAUGGGUCCAAUGGGUCCAAUAGGUCGAGGAGGUUCAGCUGGAGGCACAGAAACUGAAAACACACCUGAAGAAAUUCCUGAAGAAACCAUUCGCACAUUCUUCCCAGAAACUUGGAUCUGGGAACUUGUUGAGAUGGGGGACUCUGGAUCAGCUCAUGUUCCUGUCACGGUUCCUGACACCAUCACCUCUUGGGAGACGGAGGCCUUCUGUCUGUCCUCCAAAGGUCUGGGUCUGGCUCCUCCUGCUCAGCUGACAGUUUUCCAGCCCUUCUUCCUGGAGCUCUCUCUGCCUUACUCCAUCAUCCGUGGGGAGAUCUUUGAGCUGAAGGCCACUGUCUUCAACUAUCUGUCCAAAUGCAUCAAGGUUAAAGUGACUCCAGCUCCUUCCUCAGACUACACUCUCAAAGCCUCCUCUGAUGAACAGUAUUCAUCCUGUCUGUGUGCUAAUGGAAGAAAAACCUUUAAAUGGAUCCUCACUCCUUCUGUUCUUGGAGUCUUGAAUAUUACAGUCAGUGCAGAGGCUAAGUCGUCCCAGACUGUGUGUGACAAUGAGAUUGUGAGCGUGCCAGAGAGAGGACGCAUUGACACAGUCACACAAAGCUUGCGUGUAAAUGCUGAAGGAAUUGAAAAGACUAACAGCCACAGCUGGCUGCUUUGUCCCAAAGGGCAAAACCUCUCAGAGGAAGUAGAGCUGACAUUUCCCAAAAAUAUGAUAGCGGGAUCAGGAAGAGCUACUGUUUCCGUGCUUGGAGACAUAUUGGGUCGCGCACUGAGGAAUCUUGAUGGAUUACUACGGAUGCCGUACGGCUGUGGAGAACAAAACAUUGCAGUUCUUUCUCCCAAUAUUUACAUUCUGCAGUAUCUGGAAAACACGGAACAGCUCACCUCAGCCAUCCGAGAGAAAGCCACCGGCUUCCUUAAGAGCGGGUACCAAAGACAACUCAACUAUGAGAACUCGGAUGGAUCAUAUACUACAUUUAAAAAGGGAGAAGGAAAUACAUGCAGGCUGACCGCAUUUGUGCUGAGGACUUUUGGGAAAGCACAGCGGUACAUCUUUAUUGACCCCCAAAAAAUUCAGAAUAUAAAGCAAUGGCUGAUACGCCACCAAAGACCAGCCGGUUUAUAUGAGACCAGGGGAAAACUCUUCAAUAACAGAAUGAAGGGUGGUGUAAGUGACAAUGUGACCAUAACUGCCUAUAUAACUGCAUCACUUCUCGAGCUGAACACAUCCGUUACGGAUCCUUCUGUGAGCAAAGGUCUGUCAUACUUAAAGCGUUUUGUUGGUGAUAACCGAAACACUUACACCACUGCUCUGCUCGCCUACACUUUCAGUCUGGCUAGAGACAAAGUGACUCGAGACUAUCUUUUAAAAAAGCUAAUGGACAUUGGGAUUUCAGAAGGGUCUCAUCUCCACUGGUCUCAGUCUGCUUCUGCUGAUGACUCUGAUUCUCUGGCAGUGGAGAUCAGCUCAUAUGUGCUGCUAGCUGUUCUCUCUGCUGAUUCACUCACUACAGCUGAUCUGGGCUUUGCCAACAGGAUUGUCAGCUGGCUUGUGAAGCAGCAGAAUGCCUAUGGAGGAUUCUCCUCCACACAGGACACAGUGGUGGCUCUUCAGGCUCUGUCUUUGUACGCUACCAAAGUGUUCAGCUCUGACGGCUCCAGCACAGUGACUGUACAGUCAGCAGCAGACACUCACCACUUUGAUGUCAAUCAGGACAAUAAGUUACUGUACCAGGAGAAGCAGCUGCAGGACGUCCCAGCCAAAUACAGCAUUGAAGUGAAGGGCUCAGCUUGUGUGUCUGUGCAGAUGUCUCUUUUCUACAAUAUCCCCACUCCCAAGGAUUCUAAAGCAUUACAAAUCUUUGCUAGGACUGAAGGUCUGUGUCAGAGCGGGAAAGAACAAAUUCUGGAUGUCGUAGUAGAUAUUAUUUAUACUGGGACACAAGACAGUUCAAACAUGGUCAUUGUAGAUAUGAAACUCUUGUCUGGUUUCAAACUAGAGCCCUCUUCCCUGGAUGUGUUAAAGAAAGCAGUGCAUCGUGUUGAAUCCAAAGACGACCACGUGAUCAUGUAUCUUCAAGAGAUCCAAAAGAACAUGUUCCUUCGCCAAACACUACGCAUUAAACAAAUCUUCUCAGUUAAAAACCUCAAGCCGGCUGUUGUAAAAGUCUAUGAUUAUUACCAGACCAGUGAGCGAUCUGAAGCAGAAUACUUUAAUCACUGUGCCUGAGGAAGGAUGCCACAGAAGAGACAACAUGUCUUUACACCAAUUCAGUGUAUAAUUUUAGGUUAUUAAAUUGAAUUGGCAUGUAUAGUUAUGUACCUGAAAGCUUUCGUUUUCGUAUUGUCUUUUAGGUUCCCAAUUAUUUCAUGCAUGAUUAGGGCUUUUCAUUUGUGUUUUAUUAUUAUAAAGCACACAAAUAUUGAGAUGUAUGUAAGCCUUAGCUCAUAGAGGCAUUAUUAUUUUAGAGAAAUAUUAUGCUUGUUAGUCAUUAACUUUUAAUAACACAUUAUCUUUAUAGCAAAUAUAAUUGUUUUGAUUGCUGUUUACCUAUUCUCU
Carassius auratus (goldfish) is the source of this 4839-nucleotide messenger RNA. RefSeq names its product alpha-2-macroglobulin-like. The record is from RefSeq and is a predicted model, not a curated record. Gene Ontology annotation, molecular function: endopeptidase inhibitor activity. The coding region runs from base 64 to 4509 and encodes 1481 amino acids. The transcript has 35 exons. Gene Ontology annotation, cellular component: extracellular region. NCBI's taxonomy places the organism in Eukaryota, Metazoa, Chordata, Actinopteri, Cypriniformes, Cyprinidae.